Messenger RNA from Conger conger (European conger), 1429 nucleotides. It is a transcript of the gene m17, whose product is annotated as IL-6 subfamily cytokine M17. Bases 51 to 725 code for a protein of 224 amino acids. The transcript has 3 exons. The record is from RefSeq and is a predicted model, not a curated record. Gene Ontology annotation, cellular component: extracellular region. Gene Ontology annotation, biological process: immune response; negative regulation of neuron apoptotic process; ciliary neurotrophic factor-mediated signaling pathway. Gene Ontology annotation, molecular function: ciliary neurotrophic factor receptor binding; cytokine activity. NCBI's taxonomy places the organism in Eukaryota, Metazoa, Chordata, Actinopteri, Anguilliformes, Congridae.
GUCGAUCAUGAGUGAACCGUUAUAACAGUGCACGGCUAAGCCACAUCAGAAUGGCUCUACAGCAUGCAUGGAAUCCACCUGCUCUGGCAUUGCUAUCGCUGGUUUUGGUGCUGAGUGCAGAAGGGUCUGUAAGCAGGUGUUGGUCGGGGGGAGAAUGUGCCUGCCUUCUGCACAAGAGCAUUCCUCUCUCCAAACUGAUGGUCAGACAGGCAGAGGGUCUCCUGACUACAUAUAAGAGCAGUCAGGGGGAUUUCUCGGAGAUGUUCUGUAAGCUGCCAGUGAAGGAGGUUCCGAGGGUGGAGAUCACUGGAUACGGAACAGCGGAACGUCUGCGGAACAUUCACGCCACGCUGGGCCUGUUCCGGCAGCACAUCACCAUGGUGCUGGAGGAGCAGAAGAACCUGCAGGAUUGGGAGAACCCCCUGCUGAAGGGGCUCCAGGAUGCCCAGACCUACAUCACCAACCUGGCCGGCAGUGUCAGCAGAAUCCUGCAAACUCUGUUCCCCAACGAGCCCCCUGAGGUGUCCGAAUCCGACCACAGCUCUGUCACCAGCCCGGCCCGGAACAUCUUCCAGCAGAAGAUCUACGGCUGCGCAGUCCUGACCAAUCACAAGGACUUCCUGUCUCACGUGCACCACGAACUUAAGGACCUGAAGUUCAAAGAUCAGACAUGUCUGAGCAGGACGGGGAGGUCACUCAGGGGCGCCAAACGCAGGACCUCCUGAGGGAGGGACAGCACAGGUCCCAGAGACAGAAUACAGGCUCAGAAAUCUCUCCGAGGGUCAUGCUGAGAUAGUCUUUUUACAUAUUUAUCAUUUUCACUUUUUAUGAUUUUAUUUACAUGCAUUUUCCUGUCUGUUCUCUCGAGGAAAUGGACCUGAACGGCUUGAGAACUGUUUGCUUUUUAUUUAUUUAUAUAUUUAAAUAUAUUUAUUUAACAGUGUUUUAUUUACUUUUCAUAGAGUUGGGUAAUACCUAACUGCAGUGUACAGUACUUACAGCCGAAAGAAUGCACUCCUGGGACACCUGUCUUUUGUUUACAGUAUGUACCGUACAAAUCAGCCCGUGGUAAUGAUGUGACAAGGCUCUGUGGUAAUGGUGCGGUCAUGCUGUGGUAAUGUGGCUGCUGUCACCGCUAAAUAAUAGCCACAUUGGCUUUUAGUCUGUCCUUUGAGCUGUCACCAGGAGGCAAUAAUGUUUAUUAAUUGUCUGACCUCUGUGCUGGGAAAUGUCACUGAGGAUGUCUGUCUGUCUGUCUGCCGGAGUGUGAGAAAGGGAACGUCAGUCUGUCUGUCCGUGUAUGUGAAUGUGUGGGUCGGCAGCGAUGCAGAAUCAGCGACCCGGUUAUGCUACUGACCGCUGCGUGUGAGCAGCGGACAGGCAGGUGAUUCGGACUGACUUGUUGCAAUAAAUAUGAUUGUUUUUAUAA